Molecule: messenger RNA, 702 nt
Organism: Fundulus heteroclitus (mummichog)
Lineage: Eukaryota; Metazoa; Chordata; Actinopteri; Cyprinodontiformes; Fundulidae
Product: WD repeat domain 46
Exons: 3
Biological process (GO): maturation of SSU-rRNA from tricistronic rRNA transcript (SSU-rRNA, 5.8S rRNA, LSU-rRNA)
Cellular component (GO): nucleolus; small-subunit processome; 90S preribosome
Source: RefSeq, a predicted model, not a curated record
GUGUACAGGGAUGUGUGGAGCACGCCAGUCACUAAACCCUACAUGGCUCACCGAGUCCGGGGAUCGGUUUGGGGGCUGCACUUUUGUCCCUUUGAGGACGUCCUCGGAGUUGGGCACGAGAGAGGGUUUCACCAGCAUGCUUGUACCAGGGCUUUUGAUCCACUUGCCAAAGAGAAAUUUGUUCCAAAGUUUAAGAAAAAAGGUCGCAGUUCUGCUGGUGGUGUUGAAAGGCGCAAGAAGCAAGUGGCCCAUGAGGACCAGAGGGACGUUAUUAGGAAAACUGUGGAGGACAGAAGGAAAUUGGAGGAAGAGCGAAAGAAGAUGGAGGAGAAGAAAGGAGCUCUGUCCAGCAAAAAAUCUGCUCUGGAAAGGUUCAGAAAGUAGAAAAGGACUCUUUGUGCAACUCAAAAUGCAAUGACAUUCUGUGGGAGCAAUCUUUGACCUUCACAAUGGAAACUCCUUUUUUUUUUUUGGUCUGCCGGGGCAACAUCAACAGCAGAGAUUCUUGUUCUGCGCAGCUUUGGGCUGGAUUCUGAUGGGAAACAGUCCAUGAAAUCGAUGUUGAGUGCACCGGUUGGUCCGGUCUACUUAUUGACUGUCGCCUAAAGCAGGUCCUGAUUAUGAUCAUUGGAUGGACCAUAGCUGGCAUUGGUUGUCACCUAGAUUUUUCUUUUUGUACUAAAAAAAAUUUCCAUACAUGUU